UCUGUGGUGGUCGCCGAUUGUCCGUAUCAAAAAUCAGAAUUCUGAAACAUAAUAAAUAAACAUAUUAGCUACAUACGUAGAAAUAAAUAAUUAGCAUUAAAUUACUUAUACCUAUUAAACAAUUUUGUAUUAACCAAAAUGAUAGAGUUGGAGAAGAUAUUUCAUAGUUAUACUUUUUUUAGCCUGGGCAUUAGUGAUAAGAUUUAAUUUACAAUAAAACCUAAAAUACUUUGCGUCACAAUUUAUUGGUCAAGUUCAAACCAUGGCUGCACAUGAGCAAGUAAAAGUAGCUGUUGUGAUUGAUCCGAUACCGAACGUAAUACCUUGUUCGAGUUCUUUAACAGCAGAAGAGUUGUGUAUUCUUUUAUGCAAGAAGUACAGUAUUCCUCCAUUGACGCGUACUUUAUUUGCACUGAGGAUCAAGGGUACAGAGUAUUUCCUCAAAGAUAACAGCAAAGUUCUCUCUAGUUCAAGAGAUUAUGAACUAAGAAUACGGUUCAAGGUACCUCGACUCAGCUUAUUGAUAACAUUAGAUGUAACUACUUAUGAUUACUAUUUCCAACAAGCAAGAAAUGAUGUAAAUGAGAACAAUAUACCAGAGAUAAAGUAUCCCGAACAUAAGCAGGAGUUAUUAGGACUUGGGAUUGCUGAUAUGAUGCGUGCAAUAUUAGAAGAGAAACUUCAGUUGAACGAUGUGGUGAGAAAUUAUAAGAAGUAUAUACCGAAAGUGAUAGUUAGACGACAUGGACCCUUUCCGAAAAAACAUGCCUACGAUUGUCUUCCCCAGCUAUGUUCUGCAGGCCACAAUGUUAACUAUGUGAAAAACCUUUAUUUGCAACAACUGUACGGACUGGCACCUAACUACCUCGCUGAGGAGUAUAAAGAUGUUAUCUGGCAAAAUGGAUCCGAGUUGAUACCUGUCAAGGUAGUGGUUGCUCCAUUCCACCCGCACCAGUCCGGAAUCAGGAUCUUCAAUACGCUGAAAAGAGAUUGGUUCCACGCGUGUACGAUAGAAGAGUUAAUUUAUCUGACGCGAAACGGAGAUAACUGCUUGGAGGUGUCGAGGCGGGGGACACCACUGUUCCUCAAGUUCAGAUCAGAAGAUCAGCUGUCGUCGUUUAUAUCUGUUUGUGAUGGAUACUACAGGCUAAUGGUGAAAUGGACUUUUAAUCUAUCCAAAGACGAUGAAACACCAUCUCUUAAAGAUUUACACAGGAUAAAAUGCCACGGUCCAGUUGGUGGUGCAUUUUCAUAUCGCAAGUUGGAGGAAAAACGCAGCAAGAAACAUGGCUGUUAUAUAUUAAGACAGUGUCAGGAUGACUAUAAUGUUUAUUAUCUGGAUGUCUGUUCUAAAAACAGCGCCACAGAAACGUACAAGUUAGAGUUCAAAGGCGAUGGUUAUGUAUUCAAUAAGGAAAAGUACUUCAGCAUUGAAAGGCUGGUCAGCUGUCACCAAAAUCCCGAAGGGAGGAUAUAUUUAAAUGAAUGUAUACCGCCUUCGGAAUACGAUAAGUCACAGUUAUUACUGUGUGGAGAGCCGGUAAAGAAAGGUGUGCGGAUAGAUCAAGCAGAGCUGCAGGAGAUAUUGAAGGACAACAGGAGUCCCAGGUGUCUGCCCAAUAAAGACAUUCUAUUGUACACAGGUUCAGAAAAAGUGGGCUCCGAAAAUAUAACAGCUACAUAUAAAGCGUUAUGGAAGUUAGACGAGACAAAGAAAAUACUGGUUGCGUUCAAAACAUUGCAGAGAGACAAGGCCAAUGACUACUUGAAGGAGUUCAUCGAGCUGGCCAGCCGAUGGGCCUGCGUGUCGUCGGGCGCCAUCGUGCGGCUGUAUGGCGUGACGCUGAGCUCACCCACGGCGCUGGUGCUGGAGUACCUGCCGCACGGCCCCUUCGACCACUACCUCAGAGAUAAUGAAGAUCGCAUCAAGCCAAUCCACCUGAAGAAGGUGGCCGCGUCGCUGGCCCGCGCGCUGUGGGACCUGUCGGAGGCCGGCGUGGUGCACGGAGACAUCCGCUGCCGGAGGCUGCUGCUGGCGGCGCACCAGGCCGACAGGAUCCUGGUCAAGUUGUCGGGGCCCACGCUGCGCCGCUACACGCCGCAAGAUGUUCACUGGAUUCCGGUGGAAUUUUUCAUGGACAUGAAUCUAGCGAAGAGAUCUGUGACGGCUGACAUUUGGGCAUUUGCAACUACACUGUGGGAGGUGUUUUCUUAUGGCCAGUCUCCUACUGACACCAAUCCGGUCCUUACUGCUAGGAGCUACGAGAACGGCGACCGCCUGCUGCGGCCGGGCCGCUGCCCGCGCGAGGUGUGGGCGCUCAUGACGCAGUGCUGGCAGGAGGAGCCGCGGAGGCCGCAGGAGAUCAUGAGGGACGUCAACCACACGCUGCACAGAGAGUACGUCCCCAUUCACGAGUAUGAAGAACCAAAGAUUUCGUUGGAUCACUACGAACAUGCUGAUACUGUUUCAAGCGACAGGUUUAUACCCAGUGAGCUCAGUGACGCCGGCAGUAACAAGUCUUUGAUAUCGGAAGACAGCAGUGUGCCAUCUAUGAACGGGACCAUGUCGGAUUCCUAUGACAAUCCGUUUGCGGACAACAAGAGUUCCAACUCGCUGGAGAGUAUGAACGGCCUGAGCUACGCGCUGCGCAGUGAGGCUCUGUCGUGCGGCCGCAGCGGGCGGAGCAGCGGCAGCAGCGUGGCGGGCACGGGACUGGGAUUGGAGCACGACCUGGCGUCUAGUACGCCGCGCCUGAUGGAGUCCAUCGUGUCGCAGGGCCGGACGUACCUGGUCACCAUCACCAAGAAGAUUGGCAGCGGGAACUAUGGGCACGUGUUCAAAGGAUGGAUGGAGCGCGACAACCAAGAGUCUCAGAGGAAGGAAGUGGCCGUGAAGAAGUUGACGCGCCAGGAGUCCGAGAGGAACGGCAGCCUCUUUGAGGACUUUAAGAACGAGCUCGAGAUCAUGAAGUCAUUGCAACAUAUAAAUAUUGUGGAGAUCCUGGGCUACUCCUGGGACCACGGCUCCGACGUGCUCAUUGUGAUGGAGUACCUGGAGGAGGGCUCCCUCAACUACUACCUCAAGUUCCAGGGCGACAAGCUCAGGAUAUCGCACCUGCUCAAGUACUGCAAAGAUAUCGCGACGGGCAUGGACCACGUGUCCGCUAAGAACAUGGUACACCGGGACCUGGCGACCCGCAACAUACUGGUGGUGAACAAGUACCACGUCAAGAUAUCGGACUUUGGUCUGGCGAGGAUCAUACCCAAGGAGGAGAGCGCCUACCGGAUCAAGACCGAGCGACUGUUGCCGAUCAACUGGUACGCGCCGGAAUCUGCAGUGGAGCCGUGGCAUUUCUCCACGAAAAGUGACGUGUGGUCUUACGGAGUGACCGCGUGGGAGAUAUUCACGAGAGCACGCCACGAGGUGCCGAGGUUCGACGUGGAGCGGCCGCGGGAGAGGGCGGCCUGCUUCCAAAUCCCUGAAGGUUGCCCGUCAGAGAUCUUCCGGCACCUGAUGAAAGACUGCUGGGCGCUGGAUCCCAACAUGAGACCCAAGUUCAUUGACCUCAUUCACAUGUGCAAGCGGUUCAUCGACGAGUACAAAUGAGCUACGUGAAUCAUAUCUAUUAUUGAUACAAGUGACUUGACGAACACAAAUAAACAAACAUGCUGUUUAAAAUGCUUUCCACAAAUGGCUUUAGCGACAGCUUGGUCCGUAGUAAGUCUAUAGGAGCUAAUACCGGCCCAAUGGCUCAAAUCAGGAAUUAAUUUUUGUUACAAAUAAUAUUGAAGUGAGAGUUUCUUAUGCCUGUUUUGCUUUUUCAUGAAGCUUUUUGAAAAGUUGUGAUCUAUGAUUGAUAAGGUCAUUUGAAAUAUUUGUAUUUUAUUAAGCUGAUGAGCUAAUCGGAAGUAAAUGUAAUGAAUAUAUUUGAAUAUUUUAUUCAUGUUUUAUCUUUUAUAAUACAAGUGUAUAUAUUAUAAAGUUUUGUGCCAUUUAGGCUGUUGAAUGUAACUAUAUUUUAUAUAUUUAGAGUAUAGGUUAUUGUGUGUACUAUUUUAUUUAAGCUCAUUGUGGGGUUUGACGAGAGAACUUUAUCUUGAUGUUGGUACAAGCGAAAUUAGUUUUAUUAUAAGUUUAUGUAAAUUAUACAUACAGAUAUGAAUGAAUGAUUUAAGAGAGAUCGUGCUCGAAAAUGUUAACAUGGUGUUCGGAUAUAUAUAUAUAAUGUUAUGGUUGUAAUAAAUUAUCGUCCAAGAUAAACUUAGGUGUGACUGAUAGACUGUUAAGAGGUUCUCAAUGAUUACUAUUGUCUUGGACUUAGUAGUCGAUAGUGACUAUACACAGCUUGUAUUCAAUAAUCUAUUGAUAUAAUACUGGAGGUUAUUGACAUUGGCCGUGUUAAAUCUUUAUAGACAUAUAUUAUAAAGCUCAAGUUGAGAAUUAAGGAAGAACCAGUUUGUAAGAAUGAUAUAUUUGUUGUUCCUUGAAGCAUUUGUCUUUGUUGUUUAAAUGUUAAUAAUUUAUGUAAGUCAUUGUAAUAGUCUCCACGCGAAUGUUGAGCGGUGUCAUUGAAUAUGAGAGACACCCAGUACCCACGUACGAUCACAGUUCAUUGCACAGUGCAAUAUGAAUGCAUCCGACUACACUAUAUAUAUCGGCAGUAGUACGGACACUACGUACAAGUUAUAUAUAACGCACGCACUAGUGACGUCGUGUCCAUAUUACUUUAUAAUAUAUAUAUUAUAUAGUGUGUAUCGCUGACCGCUUAACAUCGUCGUACGGGCUAUAGUAAGGUGUAUGUGUGUAUUGUUAUCUCAGUGUUUACAUAUUAAAACUUGACGUUGUUUACAUAUUGAGAAACUGUUCAUUAUUCGCUAGCUUCUAAUAGUAAUGUUAACUUCAGAUAAUAAUCUUCUGUCUACGUACGGAUGCUGAAGUUAUAGUUAAUGUCUAAAUAGUUAACGUUAGUUUUUUCAAGCAUUUUCUAUUUUAGUAAUCCGUCCCCAUUCCAUAUGUGGCGUGAUUACAAUUUUACAAUAGGUAUUAAGUUCAUAAUUUUAUUGUAACAGUAAAUAAGACAUUUUGGUAAAACCUUGAAGUGAUUUAAUUUAUUGCACUUGGAUGUGUCCGAGCACGACUUCACGUCGAUAUAUAUUAUUAUAAUUAAUUAAAACAUUCAAACCUAGUUUAAAUUGUUAACUGUUAUAUUAUAGACUUCGUAUUGUAAAAAUAUCAUUUGUAGAUUUUGAAGUUGUAACAGAGUGGAUGUCAUACACAAUACAGUAAUACAACAGUACUUUAACUUUAUACAAGAGCGACCGAAUUGACGCACGCACACAUACAAAUGAUUUACACGGCCGCUAAGCAAUCUUGGGAAGACAAAAUCUAUUGAGUGUCUCGCUGUACGUCGUGGAGACUAGCAGUUGUCCGAUUUAAAGCUCUAAAAUAUAAUUUGUGUUAUUUUGACAUCUUCGAGCUCGAAGAGUUAGCUGGUCGGUGUUUUUGAGUUCUUCAUAAAAUAACUCGGAACAUGCAUUUGAUCGAAUAUUAAGUUUCGGAGUAUUUUGAAAAAUCUUUCUUAAAAUCAUGUCUGAAAAAACUUUAAUUAAACACUAUGUUUUUAAUUUUCAAACGGCAAUAACUGUUGAAUGAAUGAACCGAUUUCACGCGAUUGACGGUAUGCAAUAGAGUUUUUUGAGCAAUAAGUUUCAAUUGAUUGAACUCGGAAUUUCGAAGUAAUUCCGAGUUUUUAAUUUUAACUGACUUAGUUGCGAUCGAGGUCGUUUUUUGAUGUUAAGAGUUGAUUAGUUUUUGGAAUCCACCAGUAAAGCCGUUUAAAAUUUAUUCCAAAAAAAAAGUUUGGUCAAGCUCUUCUGAAUGGCGCCAACCGCGAUGAAAUCGGUCGAGUCGUUCUAAAGUUAUAAGAGGUUUAGGUACAUAAAUCCAUAUACACUCACACACAUAGAUAUAGUCGUACGAACACCAUCGCGGAAAUAGUUCAGGGAAGCUCUCCUAGGACCCUAAAACGUCGAGAUCAGAUGAAAACUCGAUUUUCGAAAAACGGGAUAAAACCCAUAACUCCCUGUUUUUUUAAUAUUUUAAAUUUUCUUAGCGGGAAGUUAAAAAACUUAACAUUUUCCGUCCGAAACAGACAACGACUUGGCGUCAUUAUUAGCAUAGUUUAUAAAAUACUCUUGGAUAUACUAUUACUACUACUGGAGCUUUAGGUGUGAAUCAAACUAAUAUCUCUUGGAAUUUUAGAACAAUUAAGUACGCGCUUUUUUAAUGGUUUUAUUUAUAAGAUAUUAUACUAUUUGUCCCGAAAAAGGUGGAUCAUACCGGAAUAGCGAAGAGUUGAAGCCAACCUUUGAAAAUUUAAAACCGCGUGUGCCCUGCUCGGUCGAUGUGUCCUUGUUGCACGCGCGGGAACAUAUUGACACACCACACGCAUCAUGGCUGUGUUACAAUUAAGAUGGAGAUACUUCCAUCUCACACCACACUAACACACAGGCUUCAUUGUAUUUUAAGGACUUGUGCUUAUUGUGUUCUGUACUAGAUGUAUAUAUUGUGUAUACAACAACAAAUGCUUGCCAUAUUUCUGGGAAAUUCGAUGUCAAUUGUUAACGUUAGUGUCUAUAUCUGUGUACUAGUCUAACUGAAAGCUUUUGCGUAUGAAUGAAAUAGUUUGUAAUCAAUGCAAUUGUUGAAUAUAAUAUACUUAUAAUUAAACGAAAUAGCUUUUAUUAGGUUUAAGGGAUUUUGUAAGUUGCAAACCAAAGAUGAUAUUAGAUUAUCGUUUGUUAUAUAAUUGAGAUCAUGUUUAUUAAUUAAAAUAUAGCUGUAAGUGUAUUGAAUGGUUUCU
This is a messenger RNA of Leptidea sinapis, 6863 nucleotides long. It is a transcript of the gene hop, whose product is annotated as tyrosine-protein kinase hopscotch. Gene Ontology annotation, cellular component: cytoskeleton; cytosol. Bases 263 to 3607 code for a protein of 1114 amino acids. Gene Ontology annotation, biological process: cell surface receptor signaling pathway via JAK-STAT; hemopoiesis; peptidyl-tyrosine phosphorylation. Gene Ontology annotation, molecular function: ATP binding; cytokine receptor binding; non-membrane spanning protein tyrosine kinase activity. The record is from RefSeq and is a predicted model, not a curated record. The transcript is spliced from 22 exons. NCBI's taxonomy places the organism in Eukaryota, Metazoa, Arthropoda, Insecta, Lepidoptera, Pieridae.